Messenger RNA from Eleginops maclovinus (Patagonian blennie), 1859 nucleotides. It is a transcript of the gene emb, whose product is annotated as embigin. Gene Ontology annotation, molecular function: cell adhesion molecule binding. The record is from RefSeq and is a predicted model, not a curated record. Gene Ontology annotation, biological process: cell-cell adhesion. Gene Ontology annotation, cellular component: plasma membrane; cell-cell junction. The coding region runs from base 128 to 1057 and encodes 309 amino acids. The transcript has 9 exons. Lineage: Eukaryota; Metazoa; Chordata; Actinopteri; Perciformes; Eleginopidae.
CUUGUACAGGGAGGAAGAGGAGGAGGAGGAGGAGGGGAAGUGGUUCUGAGGCGAUGCAGCAGGCAGAGAGAGGCGAGAGCACGAGGGACAAACCUGCCUGCAGAGAGAGCAAAGUCGGAUAAUAAUCAUGUCAGCCUCCUGGAAGCAGCUCUUUUUUCAGAUCCUCCUGCUUCUCGUCUCCUGCAGACACAUCAAUACAAAGACACCUGGCCCAACGCCCCCGCCACUGAUUCCUAUCGAUCAACUGCCAACUGAUGUCAGGAGCGUUGUUCUUAAAGGUGAGAGCCACACAGAGAAAGUUGAACUGUUGAACCCUGUGAAUCUGGCACUGGAGUGUACCUGGACAGGUAAUCAGGACAAACUGCCAAACAUAACGGGGCUCUGGAGGAAAAAUGGGGAGGAGGUACAGAACAGCAGUCAAACAGUGCUGUUGGAGAACGAUCAGUAUAAUCUCAAACGAGUGUUCAGCAUAGUCAAUGAAGAAAACCUUGGAAGUUACACAUGCGAGUUUGGAAGUAAAGCCAAAAUAGACUUUGUUUUGGCAGCUCCACAGAUCGGAGAGGUGCGAGACAAGCCGAUAGUCAGCUAUGUGGGGGACUCUGUGGUGAUCACAUGCAAAAUGGAGGACACCAAACCACAGCCCAGCACCUGGAACUGGUACAGAGCAAAUGGUACAGACAAGGAGCAGAUUUCCACAGCUCAAGAGCCUCUUCGGUAUGAAAUCAAAAGCGAAGAAAGGAAUACCAAAUUAGUGGUGCACAGCCUGGUGGAGGCCGACGGAGGCUUGUAUUACUGCGGCGCAGUGUACGCCAUCAGCACCAGCAUGAGCCACGUAAAGCUGAAGGUCAUCAACUUCCAUGAGCCUCUGAAGCCCUUCAUCGCCAUCGUGAUCGAGGUGAUCGUCUUAGUCGCCAUCAUUCUGCUCUACGAGAAAAGCCAGUCCAAGAAGAACAGCGCAGCAGGGGAGAAUGGGACUACAGACCAAACAAAUACACUGACUCAAGGAGAAAGUAAUGGACCAGAGGAAAGUUCUUCAAUGAGACAAAGAAAAGUUUAAAGGAUUGAAAUCCAAAAUGGUCCAAGCUUCUUUGAAACCUAUUUGUUCAUAUUCAAAUGUGAAUUACAUACUUUCAAAUGCAAUAUCUCUGCAACUAUGUUGUGUCUAUGUUCACCAAACAAAGUGCAAUAACCUGUUCACAAGUAGCCUCUUCUAGGUGUAAUGCUCACUCUAUUUCUCUCACUCUAUAACUGUGCUGUCAUGGCAGCUAAAAGAGCAAAGCAUUUGCCUUCUGUGUUUUCUUCUAUAAGGAGCCCUGGCCUGUAUGCAACCACUUCCUGUUGUGAAACUCAUACGGUCGCUAUUUGACACCUCUUUCAAAAGGAAGUAUUUUUCUUCUUUCGGGCAAUAAUUUAAACCUAAACGCCGCUUUACUUUUUAUUCAGGAGAUUUGGUUCGUGAGCAGUGCCUUACACUUAUAAAAAGCACUUUCAGUCAUAUUGUGCUACUACUGUCUUUGUUUAUCUUUUCCAUCCUUUUUUUAUUAUUUAUUUAUUACCUUAACAUGUAUAUCAAUCAUCACAUAUGCAGACGCUUGUGUGUUUUUCAUGUUAAUGUAUCAGAAGAUGGUCAGAGUUAUUAGCCUGCAUUUAACCCUAAAGUUGUACCACUAUAUGUAAACACACAAAUUAAAUCUACACAAGUCACUGCUUGGAAUAACUAUAUACGCCUUUGUGAAGCUGAUAUGGAGACAGACAAGUGUAGCACGACUGCACAUGUGAAGAGAAGUUGUAUAAAUCCUUAUGUGGCUUACGAUGGACAAGAAUAAAUAAUAUAUGGAAUAAAAGAGGAUAUAUCUGCA